This is a messenger RNA of Sphenostylis stenocarpa, 252 nucleotides long. Lineage: Eukaryota; Viridiplantae; Streptophyta; Magnoliopsida; Fabales; Fabaceae. The record is from the annotation of a GenBank genome assembly.
AUGAAGCUGAGAUGUGAAUCUUUGGAAUCCAAAGAAACCCUGAAGUUCGAUUCUUGCACGGCACCCACCGUUCAAGACUCGGGGAUUAUGCUGGAACAUCUUGUGAAUGUUUUAUGGGUCAUCACCGGUGAUGUUGGGUGGGGUUUGUGUUGUGUUUGUUUGGAUAAACGUAAAUCUGCUAGGCUUUUAGAUUUCAUGUUGGGAAGUUGUGAAUCCAAGGAAAUGAAGGUUUUGAAAUGUGGGAGACAGUGA